Molecule: messenger RNA, 4102 nt
Organism: Octodon degus (degu)
Lineage: Eukaryota; Metazoa; Chordata; Mammalia; Rodentia; Octodontidae
Gene: Tnfaip3
Product: TNF alpha induced protein 3
Exons: 10
Coding region: 291-2654 (787 amino acids)
Biological process (GO): protein K29-linked deubiquitination; cytoskeleton organization; cell migration
Cellular component (GO): cytoplasm; nucleus
Molecular function (GO): K63-linked polyubiquitin modification-dependent protein binding; DNA binding; zinc ion binding
Source: RefSeq, a predicted model, not a curated record
CUGCGGCUACAACUGCGAGGCAGAGAAGGAAACUGCACAGUCUGCAGCGGCGCAGCUCGGAGAGCGAGCGCGGAGCUUGUGGGGGCGGAGCGGCGGCCGCCGGGACGCAUCCACACCCCCAGCCGCCGGCCGAGCCAGCCAGCCCGAGCUCGGGCGCCCAUGGGGUGCAGCCUCGACCCGGCCCCCACUCCGAUCCCGACCCGGAUCCCGAACCGCGCCGGCCUCGUGUGUCGGCCCUGACCCGAACUCUGCGAGCGGAACGUGCUGCCCAGAGAGGCAUCGCAGACACCAUGGCCGAACAACUCCUUCCUCAGGCUUUGUACUUGAGCAACAUGCGGAAAGCUGUGAAGAUUCGAGAGAGAACUCCAGAAGACAUUUUCAAGCCUACGAAUGGGAUCAUUCAUCAUUUUAAAACCAUGCACCGAUGCACCCUGGAGAUGUUCAGAACUUGCCAGUUUUGCCCCCAGUUCCGGGAGCUCAUCCACAGAGCGCUCAUUGACAGAAACAUCCAGGCUUCCCUGGAAAGCCAGAAGAAGCUCAACUGGUGUCGGGAAGUCAGGAAGCUUGUGGCACUCAAAACCAACGGUGACGGCAACUGCCUCAUGCAUGCCACUUGUCAGUACAUGUGGGGUGUCCAGGAUACAGACCUGGUCCUCAGGAAAGCCCUCUUCAGCACUCUCAAGGAAACAGACACACGCAACUUCAAGUUCCGCUGGCAGCUCGAGUCCCUGAAAUCUCAGGAAUUCGUGGAGACGGGGCUGUGCUACGAUACUCGGAACUGGAACGACGAAUGGGACAACCUCGUCAGGAUGGCAUCCACGGAACCCCCGACAGCCCGCUGUGGGCUGCAGUACAGCUCGCUGGAGGAAAUCCACAUAUUUGUCCUCUGCAACAUCCUCAGAAGGCCCAUCAUUGUUGUGGCAGACAAAAUGCUGAGAAGUCUGGAAUCAGGUUCCAAUUUUGCCCCUUUGAAAGUGGGUGGCAUUUACCUGCCUCUCCACUGGCCCGCCCAGGAGUGCUACAGAUACCCCAUUGUCCUUGGCUACGACAGCCAUCACUUCGUACCUCUGGUGACCCUGAAGGACAGCGGGCCUGAAAUCCGAGCUGUGCCCCUUGUUAACAGAGACCGGGGAAGAUUUGAAGAUUUAAAAAUCCACUUUUUGACAGACCCUGAAAAUGAGAUGAAGGACAAGCUCUUAAAGGAUUAUUUGAUGGUGAUAGAAAUCCCAGUGCAGGGUUGGGACCACGGCACCACCCAUCUGAUCAACGCUGCAAAGUUGGAUGAAGCUAACUUACCCAAAGAAAUAAAUCUGGUAGAUGACUACUUCGAACUUGUUCAGCACGAGUAUAAGAAAUGGCAGGAAAACAACGAGCAGGGGAGGAGAGGGGCGCAUCCCCAGAACCCUCCAGAGCCCGCUGUACCCCAGCUUUCUCUCAUGGAUGUAAAAUGCGAAACCCCCAACUGCCCUUUCUUCAUGUCUGUGAAUACCCAGCCUUUAUGCCACGAGUGCUCAACGAGGCGCCCCAAGAGCCAAAGCAAACUCCUGAAGCCGAACCCCAAGCCUGGCCCCGAAGGGCUCCCUGGCGUGGUGCUCGGGGCAUCUCGGGGAGAGGCCUUGGAGCCCUCAGGCUGGCGCCCUGAGGAGCCAGCGGGUGGCCCUCACUCAGCCCCGCCAACAGCCCCCAGCCUCUUCCUGUUCAGCGAGACCACCGCCAUGAAGUGCAGGAGCCCUGGCUGCCCCUUCACGCUGAAUGUGCAGCACAAUGGAUUGUGUGAGCGCUGCUACAGUGCUCGGCAGGUGAGUGCCAGCCAGGCUGCAGAUGCCACCCGGCACCUAGACCCCGGAAAGUGCCGGGCCUGCCUCCAGGAUGCCACCAGGACAUUUAAUGGGAUCUGCAGCUCUUGCUUCAAAAGGACUACGACAGAGUCCUCUUCCAGCCUCGGCUCUGGCGUCCUUCCCUCCUGUCACCAGAGAUCCAAGUCCGACCCCUCGCAGCUCAUGCAGAGCCUGUCCCCACAUUCUUGUCGCAGAGCUGGAAAUGACCCCGCUGCUGGCUGCCUGUCACAGGCUGAACGGACUCCAGGGGACAGGCCUGGGACGAGCAAUUGCAGGAAAGCUGGCUGCAUGUAUUUCGGGACUCCGGAAAACAAAGGCUUCUGCACUCUGUGUUUCAUUGAGUACAAAGAAAACAAACAUAUUGUUGCUGCCCCAGGGAAGGCCAGUCCCACGGGCUCCAGGUUCCAGAAUGCCGUUCCGUGCCUGGGCAGGGAGUGUGGCACCCUCGGAAGCACCAUGUUCGAAGGGUACUGUCAGAGGUGCUUCAUCGAAGCGCAGAGUCAGAGGCUUCAGGAGGCCAAGAGGACCGAAGAGCAGCUGAGAUCCAGCCAGCACAGAGACCUGCCUCGAACCACCCAGGGCACCUCGAGGCCCAAGUGCGCCCGGGCUUCCUGCAAGAACAUCCUGGCCUGCCGCAGCGAGGAACUCUGCAUGGAGUGCCAGCACCUCAGCCAGCGCGUGGGCCACCGGGGAGACCCUGCUCCGGAAGAGCCCCCCAAACAGCGCUGCCGAGCUCCAGCCUGCGAUCACUUUGGCAACUCCAAGUGCAACGGCUACUGUAACGAGUGCUUCCAGUUCAAGCAGAUGUAUGGCUAAGGGAAGCAGGGCCCGGCAUGGUGCUACACUCCGACCCCUGGGUGCCACCAGAAGCAGCCCUGGGACAGUGGCCUGGAGCGUGUCUUCAAGCAAAGGAGGGAAGAUGAGCUCUUCAUGGUGCCUGUGACGCUCGGGUUGGGCCUGGCCAGCCUGAGAGCAGCUCCAGGCUGGUGGUGCAGUGUCAGGAUCAGCGGAGCUGCUGUCUCCUACCAAGCGGCAGCUGAUGCCGCCAGACUUGGACGCGUGCUGGUGUGGUGUGCGCCUGCUCAGAAGUGCCGCCACCUCUGUGAGAGAAGGGAAAGGACAGAUGGGCCGCGAGCCGUCCUAACGGCCUCCCUCGGCAUCUUCAGGAUGAGAUGCUGGGUCCUGCGGCCGGCUCAGGAGUCUCCAGAGAGCCGGGGGAGCUCAGGAAACAGGACCUGUUCAGAGAGGGCAGGAGUCAGGGCUUCCCUGCUGCCUGCCUGUGUGCUGAGCAAGGAAUAGAACAUUUCUAGGGGAAAAAGCCAGCAAGCUGCUCUUUGCUAUAUGCAUUUUUUCAUAGGAACACUUUUGGAGGGACAGUGCCCAACUCUGGGUUACCAUUGUCUUCCUUCUAAAGAAAUUUCUCUGAAUUAUUAUGUGUACAAAUUAUACGUGGGUAAUAUGGCCUACUGUAUGAGGGAUUUUUUUUUAUAUUGAAAUGCCCUAGCAGCAUCAGUAUAAUUCACUUUAUUUAUUGUAUUGCAAACAUCAGUUAUUUAAGAGAAAGUGUUUCUUCCACCUUAUCCCUAUGGUCUAAUGUAUUUGCUUAGGGAACCUUCUGGAGUCCAGCAAGUGCUUGACCAUGGUUGAGGGCAGGGCUGGCCUCUUGGAUUCACUGCUGCCAUGACUCUGGAAAGAAGGGAUGGCUUCCAGAGUGAGGUUGGGAGUCUCACGCAGCAUCUUGAGCCCUCCAGCUGCGCGGCAGAAACUGUCCUCUGGUGCUCCAUCCUGGGACAGGAGAUAGAGAAGGAGCAGGGACAAGUUUCGGGAACAGAGAGGAGCGAAGGGAGCCCUUCCAUAACGCUUUCAUUUGCUGUAUUACGGGGGUGCCCGGGAGGAUCCCAUGUCUGGCAAUGCCUCUGCCACAGGGCAAGCCCCGUCAUCACGAGCUGAGGACAUUUCUGUCUGCCUCCGAAUCGCUCUUCUCUGUGUGCUUUAUGUCUCCUCUCCCACCCUACAUCUUCCUGGUGUCUUUCCAAAGAUAGGAAAUAAACUCCAGUGUUUCCAUGUCAUUCUUUCAGUAUUUUGUGUCAACCCAUAUUUUAAAUCUAAUUGUGAAGAAACAGAAUUAUUUAUACUUAAAAAGAAUAUUUGAAAUUUGCACAUUUAGUUGUCAUAGAAUGCUGCCUACCUUUGGAUUUUUUCCAGUUUUCCUUAAUGUAACUUCACAGAGUUAAUGUUAAAAAAAUAAAUUAUUGAGGAACAGA